ACACACGAGCGGAAGUAUGAUGCGCGAGCCGAGGGGAAAGGGGUGUGGCUCGGCUCCUACACAACUUGGGCCGUGAUUGAUUCAACGAAGAGGUGUGAGCGCUCUCUCUCUCAUACAGUACCCAGAGGCGUUCAGAUUCGCUACUCCGUGUUCCAUCGUUCAGAUUCGCUGCUGCUACUCAGCCCUUCGCUAUAUUUCUCUGCUCUCUCUUCAUUGCUUUACCUCUGCGUUCCAAGUCACUUCAGGUUGAACCGCCAAGCGGUUCUUACUAGUUUUCGACUCAAAAGCGAUUCCAAGCUGUGGCGAUUUCUCGAGCAAAGCGCGUGACGUUCUCGAGCUUUGCGACGCGAAUCAGCUCCGGCUGAGAAUCCCCAUCAGACUCUCGUUUUUCUUUCAACAGAUUUACAGUCUGCCGCUUCGGGAAAGGACAUCGCACACUCGAGUGAGCCAGCGGAUCAACUUGAACGAUGGUGGCGCAACCUUCUCUCCGCGCUGCAUCCGCUGCGGUGUGCCGCAACCUGCUGCUUGCGGUCGUCCUCGUCAUCGUCGCUCCGAUCCACGUCAGCAGCAGCCCGCACAGCCCACACGUGGCGCGAUGCUCGCCGAUCUGGCAGACACGUGGCCGCCCUUGCUCCUGGUUCGAGGGAUGGUACGUGCGAGUAGUGGACCCCUCUACAGGAGGCAGCUAUGCCGCCAUCAUCGGCUCCAUGCCUGUAGCGAAUCGCUCUAUAGCGAUGCUGCUCAGCUGCCACCCUAAGGGGGGGAAGGUGAACCGGCAUCAGGAGGCGGUUGAAGGGCAAGAAAGUUAUAGUGCGGGGGACGGGAGGAGGGUGAUGAGGGAAGGGGGGAGGGGGGAGCAGGAGGAGCAGAAGCAGGAACAGGGGGUGGGAGAUACGGAGGGCGAACGGGGAGAAGCAUUUUUGGGAGGGGCAUCAAAGGAAGGGGCGUGUGCGAUGGGCGCGGCUGGAGAUGGGCGGUCUGUGGAGGGUGGCGACUUUGAGUCUUUGCUGGGGCAUGGUGCAGCGGCGGGACCGCCUGGAGCAGGUGCAUGUGAAGAGACGCUGAUUGAGAAGAUGGAAAUAGCGCCUCCCAGAAUCACUGUUGGAUCUCACCCCGCCAGGCCUGUCUCCUCCGACCCACGUGAUGCCGACCCGCCCGUAUUCGAGUGGCGGGCAGAGGGCCAUGGGUUUCUGAUCUCCCGUGGCUUUAACCACACGGCAGUGGACAUUCGUGUCGGGGGGUCGAGGAUGCAAGCCAACCUCACCAACCAGCGCCACUGGGACCCCUCCCACCCAGGGGCAGGCCCAGAGGGGUGGGCGGCGUCGCUCUCUCAGCUGAUUCCAGGGGGGUGGGGCGAGCUGCCCUGUUGCUGGUUCGUCAAUAGCCUGGGAUCGACUGCCUCCUACCGUUUCUCAAACGAAUCCGAGGGGGUGGAGGUGGAGGGGAUGGGGUGGGCGCACGAGGAGAAGAACUGGGGGGCGCACUUUCCUGCAGGCCAUGUGUGGACGCAGGGCAUGUCGUCUGACAACAGCGUACAGUUGGUGGCAGCGGGGGCGUUUUUCCGCGUGGCCUCGCUCCCCUCCCCGCUCAUCCUCACCCUCGGCCUGCGCACCCCCCACCUCGCCCUCGACCUCCGCUCCAUCGACCCCCUCACCUCCUUCUCCCCCCCGAUCAUCCACGCCUGCUCCGGCACUCUCACCCUCGCCGCCCAGACGACCAACGCCGCCCUGCGGCUGCGCGUGCGUGCGCCUCCGGCGUCUUUUAGCGGGGCGGUGUGGAUGCCUCGGGGGGAUGGGGACUGGGAUGCGACGGGGAGGGAGAGUUUCAGUGCGGUUAUGGAGAUAGAGGUUGACGUGUGGGGCGAGGGAACAGGGGAGGGGGGUGGCGUUUUGAAAAGGCUUGGUACUUACUUUUGGGGUGGUGUUUCUAGGUGGGUGGGGAGGGGCACUGGAGUGGGAACUGACGCAAGUGGUCGGAGGAAGGUGUACAGAUACACUGUCUGCAGUGCAGCAUUGGAAUUUGCUGGCGAGUAUGAAUGUUUGCAGGGGGAAUACUAGUGGCAUGUUGUAGCUCCUUGUGCCAUUUAUUAGGAAGGCAUUCAGUGAGAUGUCACAAGCUGUGCUCUCCAUUCAUGGGGGCUUACAGUUACCGGUAGUCAUAAAAAAAGUAAACAAAAGAGUCAACAAAGCCAAGCUUGGACAAUACUUUGCAAAGCACUAGC
This is a messenger RNA of Closterium sp. NIES-67, 2221 nucleotides long. NCBI's taxonomy places the organism in Eukaryota, Viridiplantae, Streptophyta, Zygnematophyceae, Desmidiales, Closteriaceae. The record is from the annotation of a GenBank genome assembly.